CCGCGCGCGGCAUCAGAUAGACGUGUGUAAAGCGCGUACGACCCGCCCGCGACAACUUUCCCGUAUACGGUAAAAUAUUGAGAUUGGUGAAAUGUGAACUGAAGAAAUCACUUAUACAUAAAAAUGGUACCACAUAAUAGUGACGACGAUGACACUCCGCCGAUGUGACAGCUUACCUACUCGUCUCAGGGAGGCGCCUGUUCCAGCUGAACCUGAACAUAAAGCUACAACGACAAAAAUACCGGACUCAAAUACUGUCCCUAAUUUCAACGGCAUUCCCAACCGUGAUCAGAUAAUCGCAACUUGGAACUCUCUUCAUUCGGAAGUGAAGAAUAUAAAAAAUGGUGUUCCUCCACAAAAUGAGUCGACCAAUCAUAAUGCAGAUAAUAAAGAUUCCAAUACCCAGAUUACUAUACCCGCUUUCGCAGGCAACAAAAAUGUACGCAGAAAAAUCACAUAUGAUACUCGGCAGUUUGGGGUUAAACGUCAUGAGUCGUUUUCAGUGGACACGGGCCAAGCCACGGUCGAAUGCGGGUCUAAUAUGGCAAAACGACGGACAUUGUUUCAGCGAUUGCUUCCAUGGAAAACACAGGAAUGCGAUUGUCAGGAACGGUACAUACCCAAAUACCGAGCAGCACCAAGAUUGCGCGCUGAAGACUUGUUAUGUACGUGUGGUGCCAGUGCCAAUAGAAUUAAGACACCUAAUAAGAACAAACCUUACGCGGAAAGAGGGCGUUCAAAGAGUGUAGGUUAUGAGGCUGCACGGGAAGUGACACAGUUUCGGCGGUGCGCUAGUGCUGGUGCGACGGUGGGUGCUGAAACUGCGGCGGCUUUGCGUGCGCGCGCGGCGCUGACGCUCGCCCGCCGGUACUAUCCCGAGGGAGGAUGGGGAUGGACCAUCACCGUGGUGGGGACCAUCGUGCAAGUGCUAUCACAUGGUUUACAGCUAGGUGGAGGCACUGGUGCGAUUGCUUGCACUGCAGCUGUCAAAUAUCGCGUUUCACCUCUUUACACACAUGGAUGCCUCGGCGCGUUGUCAGCAGGAGUUGCGCUGGCCCUGUCUCCAGUCACCGUAGCCCUGUGCGUGCGCAAGUCGACCAGGGUCACAGCAGUAGUGGGGGGACUGGUCGCGGCUCUGGGUUGCUUGUUCACCUCCUUUGCUACACAGUUCCAUCAACUGUUCUUCAGUUACGGGACAGUCGUAGGCGUGGGGGUAGGCUUAACCCGGGACUGUUCCACGCUGAUGGUAGCCCAGUACUUCAAGAGGAGACGAGAGCUGGUGGAGAUCUUCAUUGUGAGCGGCAGUGGACUCGGGAUAGCAGUCAUGUCGACGUUCAUCAAAGGUGCUAUAAGGGCAAUUGGCUGGCGACUAGGAUUGCAGGCUGUCACAGGAGUAGUGUUCGUUACUUUCAUAUUAGGCACCUUCUACCGUUCGGCGUCUCUGUACCACCCACAACGACGGGCAAUCCUCCACCUGAAAAAUCAGAAUAAGAUCAAACGGAAGAUGAAAGACAGGAACAAGUCCGAUGAUCGUCAGCCAUUCUUUGAUUUCUCUACCCUGAAAUCAAAAACAGUGAGGAUCCUGCUCAUGUCUACGGGGAUUUCAGCAUUUGGGAUCAACACGCCGAUAUUUUAUUUGGCUUACCAUGCUGAGCAAGAAGGUUUGGGAGACACAGCAGAACUUCUCCAAGCGUACUUGGGGUUAGCAUGGGCAGUAGGAUGUGCUGCGUUCGGUCUACUCGUCCGGCAGAACUCGGCCGAGUGCCGCAUCGCGAGGCAGUAUCUUACGCAAGCCGCUGUGUUCGUCUGCGGCUUGGCGACUAUGGCGCUAACGGCAGUCGAAGGAUCCUAUAGAGGAUAUGUUAUGUUUGCUUGGGUCUAUGGCAUAUUUUGUGGCGGCUACCACUAUUCGCUGAAGAUGUACACUUAUGAACGAGUGAGGUCACGGAACUUCGCCAGGGCUUGGGGCUUCGUGCAGUGCUCACAGGCUGUGCCCAUUGCAAUAGGCGUGCCUUUGUCAGGUUACAUCAACGUAGGUUGCGGCGGGAAGGCUGGAUACUAUUUUAGUUCAACGUGCUCACUUAUCGGCUCGCUGUCUCUCUUCUGCAUAGAUCUUCACAGGCGUAGCGUAGCGCAUAAACACACCAAAGAAAAUGGCGGCACUGUGAAUUGCGAGUCUGCUUGUGGUCCACGCCGCAGUGGCAGCCGGGACCGGGAGCCCCGCACCGCCACUGGCGCUGCCACCGCAUUAGUUCUAGGAGCAGAAUUAGUAGCACCAGGUCGUACCGGGCGCGACUUACUGUUGGAAAGCAUCGGGCCAGGCAGCCUGGGGUCGCCGCCGACUAACGUGCCGCCUGAGCUGACCUGCAUCAGUGAGGAAGGCGGCCUUGACCUCGACCUCGACCUGGACAUACCCGAGCACCUGUUGGAAGAUCUAGAUUGCGGCGGGGACUGUAUCACCAGUUGUAACAAGGUGGAAAAUUACCUAAUGCUGAGCGAGUACGAAAACAACCUGAUAGCAGAACUACCCAAUUUGAACGAGCGACGCAACCGUCGUUGGUCCAUCGUGGUCGCCAACUCACCACAACCCUCCACCAUCCAGGAGACUGAAAUCUCCCCCAAUAACUCCAUCAAGUGGAAGAAAAAGUGCCAUAACACAAACAACAGACUGAUUACAGUCAUCAAUGAGGCGUCCAUAUAAAAUACUAGUGAAAUAAUAAAGAGACAAUAAUAGAAUAGCUUAUGUACGACCUAUUUAACCUCAUUAAUUUAUUUGAUGUGUGUGAAUAAUAGAAUUUGUGUAUUGUUCAAUAUAAUUUAUUAAAUUAUUA
Molecule: messenger RNA, 2831 nt
Organism: Amyelois transitella
Lineage: Eukaryota; Metazoa; Arthropoda; Insecta; Lepidoptera; Pyralidae
Product: monocarboxylate transporter 10
Exons: 12
Coding region: 149-2701 (850 amino acids)
Biological process (GO): transmembrane transport
Molecular function (GO): monocarboxylic acid transmembrane transporter activity
Source: RefSeq, a predicted model, not a curated record